Messenger RNA from Yarrowia lipolytica CLIB122, 1671 nucleotides. RefSeq lists its product as uncharacterized. The record is from RefSeq and is a predicted model, not a curated record. Gene Ontology annotation, cellular component: membrane. Gene Ontology annotation, molecular function: transmembrane transporter activity. Gene Ontology annotation, biological process: transmembrane transport. NCBI's taxonomy places the organism in Eukaryota, Fungi, Ascomycota, Dipodascomycetes, Dipodascales.
AUGAGAUUCAUCCCUACUCUGCGUCACGUGGAGGACGACCUCAAGGUCGAAAACACGUCCGACCAGACCGAACUGCAGCUGGAAUACAGAGACGAAACCAACCGCCCGUGGUGGAAGUUCUUUGACGAGUACGAGUACCGCCAGAACAAAUACGACCGGGCGUCCCACAAGUGGUUCAAGUGGUUUGACGAGCGAGACACGGCCUCGGACAAGAAGCUCAUCUGCAAGCUCGACGUGCUGCUCACCUUUUAUGCCCUCGUCGUCUACUGGGUCAAGUACCUGGACCAGACCAACGUCAACAAUGCGUACGUCAGUGGCAUGAGAGAAGACCUGGGGUUUGAAGGUAACGAUCUGGUCCAGGUCCAAGCCAUGUACAUUGUUGGAGCGGUAAUCUUCCAGUUGCCGUUCAUGUACAUUCUCCCCAAGGUGCCCCUUCACAUUGUGCUUCCAGUCAUGGAUCUCUGCUGGGGUCUCAUGACUCUGUUCUGCUGCAAGAUCCACUCGGUUGCAGCUCUCAAGGUGCUGCGGUUCUUUGUGGGUGUUUUCGAGUCUGGAUUCGUGCCCACGGCAUACUUCCUUAUGGGCUCAUGGUACAAGCCCUCUGAGUUUGCUAGACGAGCUGGUUUCUUUUACAUGGGCCAGUUUCUUGGUCUGCUCAGUUCCGGUCUCCUGGCUAGUGCUGCUCUGGAUCUCCAUGGACUUGGUGGAUUUGAGGGAUGGAGAUGGGUGUUUAUUAUCGACGCCAUUGCCACACUGCCCCUGGCUGUCAUUGGCUACUUUAUGAUCCCGGGCACCCCAGACAAGUGCGUGUCUCUGUUUCUGUCUGACGACGAGAUCCGAAGAUGCAGAGAACGUAUGCGACCAUAUGUGACGGAGAAGAAGGCCAAGCCCAGCAAGAAACUCACCGACUGGACACUCUGGAAACCGCUGCUUACCUCCUGGCAGCUACCCACUAUGAUUCUCAUCACAUCCGUUUUCUACAACAACAACAGCGGCAACUCGGGGUCUUUCCUUCUGUGGCUCAAGAGUUUGACAGACAGUGACGGGAACCAACGCUAUACUAACCAGAAAAUCAACCAGUUGUCUUCCGUGGCUCCGGGUCUCGGUUUCGUCUAUGUUUACUCCGCUUCCGUCUUUGCAGACAUGUUCAAGUGCCGAUGGGGGGCUAUAGUCAUAACCCAGGUGUUCAACUUCAUAGGGUGUGUGAUUCUCGCCAUCUGGGAUGUCACGGAGUCCGCCAAAUGGUUCGCCUUUUGUCUCCAGUACAUGUCCUGGUCCAUGAGUCCAGUUUUAUUCGGCUGGGUCAGUGACAUUAUGAGACACGAUCCUCAGGAGUAUGCCAUUGUGGUCAUUUGCAUGAACAUGAUUGGUCAGUCUUCUUCGGCCUGGGUCUCAGUGUUGGUGUUUCCCACAGUCGAGUCUCCUCGGUUCACCAAGGGUUUCGGGACCUGUGCUGCUUGUGCUGCCUGCUGCGCAAUCGGAGCUAUGGUCAUUCUGUACUUUUACAAGAGAGACGAGAAACGAAUUUGCUACAAGAAUGGCAUUGUUUUGGAGGGCCAGAUUAUGGAAGUGUUGGAUGCUGAUAAGAUUGAGAGCGAGGCCACUAGUCAGGCUGACAAGGUGUUGGAGAAGGUGUCUGAUGCCGAGAUGUCGGAUGGGAAGGCAAGUUAA